This is a messenger RNA of Sus scrofa (pig), 7072 nucleotides long. RefSeq names its product FERM and PDZ domain containing 2 (gene FRMPD2). Gene Ontology annotation, molecular function: protein binding. Lineage: Eukaryota; Metazoa; Chordata; Mammalia; Artiodactyla; Suidae. The record is from RefSeq and is a predicted model, not a curated record. Gene Ontology annotation, cellular component: cytoskeleton.
CAAUCAACAAAGGCAGCAGCACAGGCGACAGAGGCAGCUCAGCGGAGAGAGAAGAGCCCCGCUCCUUGAUGGAAAAUUGUCUAUGAUGAAGGCCUAGACCAGGUCACGAAGGAUAUUUGGAGGCAGACUUGACACAGGACCCAGGCAUGAGCGCGGCCUCUGUGACUCUGGCCAGUGCCUUGCAGGUCCGGGGUGAAGCUCUGUCUGAAGAGGAAAUCUGGUCCCUCUUGUCCCUGGCUGCUGAGAGGCUCCUGGAAGACCUUCGUGUUGAUUCCUCGGACUAUGUGGUCUGCCCCUGGUCAGCCUUGCUUUCUGCGGCUGGAAGUCUUUCCUUCCAGGACCAUAUUUCUCAUAUAGAGGCUACUCCUUUCAAGGCCCCUGAACUGCUACAGGGACAGAGCGACGAUGAGCGACCUGAUGCAUCUCAGAUGCACGUCUAUUCUCUGGGAAUGACCCUCUACUGGUCAGCAGGGUUUCAUGUUCCACCAAAUCAGCCCCUGCAGCUCCGAGAGCCUCUCCACUCCAUUCUGCUGACCAUGUGCGAGGACCAGUCCAGCCGGCGGCUGCCGCUGCAGUCGGUCCUGGAAGCUUGUCGGAUUCAUUGGGAAGAAGUGGCAGUGGACUCUGCCUCCGCCAGUCUCCACGUCAGACAGCUGGUCGGCUUGGUCCUGGGCACCAUCUCUGAGGUGGAGAGGAGGGCUGUGGAAGAAAGCUCAUCGGGGCAGCAGGAUAGAAGCUAUCUGCUCAGGAACAGGCUGCAUCAGGCGAGCUGUGAGACCCGGGCGGUGCGGGACCUGGGGUGUCUGCAUCCUUGCAGAGUUUCAGGGAGAAGCACAGAAACCCAGAGCUCCCUGGAGCCGGGACUGGGCACCUCAGCACAGAGUCACAGCAGCCUCUCGGUUAACAGCGCUCUUCCGGUUGAAGUUCCCCCAGGUCUUCAGGAAGGCCGACGGCUCAGCUCUGGUUCUGCUGUCCAGGAAAACUCAAGGCCGGCAACUCCUUCUCAAAGGGGUUUCCUGCAAAGAAAGGGAAAGUUCUCCAGGCCGGAGUUUGCCCUGCUGGCUGGAGAGGCCCCAGUGACCCUGCAUCUGCCUGGAUCCAUUGUGACCAAAAAAGGGAAAUCCUAUUUGGCUCUCAGAGACCUCUGCGUGGUGCUGCUGAGUGGGCAGUGCCUGGAGGUAAAAUGUGACAUCACAUCGACAGCAGGAGCCAUCUUCAAUGCUGUCGCAUCCUUUGCCAACCUUCGGGAGCUCACCUACUUUGGCUUGGCUUACAUGAAGGACAGAGAAUUCUUCUUUCUGGACGCUGAAACCAGGUUGUGCAAAAUAGCCCCUGAAGACUGGAGUGAGCAGCCCCAGAAGAAUAGCUCCCUGAACACCUUCAAGCUCUUUCUGAGAAUAAAGUUCUUUGUCAGUCACUACGCGCUGCUUCAGCACAGCUGGACAAGGCAUCAGUUUUACCUGCAGCUUCGGAAAGACAUCCUGGAGGAGAAGCUGUACUGCAGUGAUGAGAUGCUGCUGCAGCUGGGGGUCUUCGCCUUGCAGGCUGAGUUUGGCAGUUACCCAGAGGAGCAGGUAGAGAGUAAAGCCUAUUUUCACGUUGAAGAUUACAUCCCUGCAAGUCUGAUUGAGAGAAUGACAGCUCUCCGGGUCCAGGUUGAAGUCUCAGAGAUGCACCGUCUGAGUCCUGUGCUGUGGGGAGAGGAUGCAGAGCUGGAGUUCUUGAGGGUCACUCAGCAGCUCCCAGAGUAUGGUGUGCUGGUUUACCAUGUUCUCCCAGAGAAGACAAAGCCAGAGGAGGAGAUGGCCUUGGGGAUCUGCGCCAAGGGUGUCAUAGUAUACGAAGUGAGAAACAACAGCAGAGUUGCAACUUUACGGUUUCCGUGGAGAGAAAUUGAAAAGAUUUUAGCUUAUCGAAAGAAGUUCAUGAUCACAAGCAGCAUCACUGGGAAAAAGCACACAUUUGUCACCGAUUCAGCCAAGACCUGUAAAUAUUUACUGGGCCUCUGCUGUGCCCAACAUGGGUUUAAUGCUCAGAUGAGCUCUCCUGGAGUUACAACCAACUAUGACAAGUAUGUGCAAAUGGCCAAUGUGAGUCUUGCACACCUGGCCCAGUCCAAGCCUCUCACUUGGGUACAGAGAUUGUCGUGCUCAGAAAAUGCGCUGUUUGUCCCCGGGCUGGAGGAUGCCGCAGGAAGCCUGGGGCACACAUCACUGGAAAACUUCUCCACGGACACCAGCAAGGGGCCUGGGGUGCAAGGACUCAGAGGCAGCCCCUGCCUCGGCCGGGAGCAGUUGGAACGCCUCUGUCUGAUCCAGAAGCCAACGACUUGUGAUGCUCUCUCUGGGCUGCCUGUUCAGAGCAUGCGCAUGGGACCACAAAAUAAUAGAAGAAGAAGCUUUACAGCCGAACCAGAUCGAGAAAUUAUGCAUGUGGCACUGACACGGGAUCCAUACCGUGGUUUUGGUUUUGUCAUUAAUGAGGGAGAAGAUGUAGGCAGAGCUAGUCCUGGCAUCUUCAUAUCUUCUAUUAUACCUGGGGGACCAGCUGAAAAAACUAAAAAGAUCAAACCAGGAGGGCAGAUAUUAGCCUUAAAUCUCAUCAGUCUGGAGGGCUUCACGUUUGACAUGGCUGUUAGAAUGAUUCAGAAUUCUCCUGACAACAUAGAAUUAAUCAUUUCUCAGCCAAAAGAUAUUUGUGGAAAUACCUCAAGCGAGGAGAAGAAUAGCACAGCCAAUUCUGGGGUCUUCUCUACAGACAGCCUGAGUACCGGGCACAGGGGAAGUUUUUCAUCACACACUCGAGACCAGGAGAGAAACACCGAAGAGCUGGAAAUGGCUCAGACUCCAAGCUUGAUGCCCAGGCUGAGGCCUCCACUGUCCACUCCACCACUGAAGGGUGCUGGGUCUUCCUGUCUUCCAUCACAUUCAGAAACCAAUGCCAGUGAAAUCUACUUUGUGGAGCUGGUUAAAGAAGAUGGGACACUUGGAUUCAGUGUGACUGGUGGCAUUAACACAAGUGUGCUCUGUGGAGGUAUCUACGUGAAAUCCAUCGUUCCGGGAGGGCCAGCUGCCAAGGAAGGAAGGAUUCUGCAGGGUGACCGGCUCUUGCAGGUGGACGGAGUGAGUCUGUGCGGCCUCACCCACAAGCAGGCCGUGCAGUGCCUCAAGGGCUCUGGGCAGGUUGCAAGACUGGUCUUAGAGAGAAGAGGCCUCAGAACUGCACAGCAGUGUCCUUCUGCUAAUGACAGGAUGGAAGAUGAACGCACGGCUGUUUCCGUGGCAACAGUCUUGCCUGGAAGGCCCGUGAGCAGUGUCUCGGCGACAGAUGGUCCUAAGUUUGAAGUCAAACUAAAAAAGAACGCGGGCGGUUUGGGAUUCAGUUUUGUGCAGAUGGAGAGCGAGAGUGGCAGCCACCUUAAGAAUGAUCUUGUGAGGAUCAAGCGUCUCUUUCCGGGGCAGCCCGCCGAGGAGAAUGGGGCCAUCGCAGCUGGUGACAUCAUCCUGGCAGUGAAUGGGAGGCCCACAGAAGGCCUGGACUUCCAGGAGGUGCUCCAUUUGCUGCGAGGGGCCUCACAGGAAGUCACACUCCUGCUUUGCCGGCCCCCGCCAGGUGCACUGCCUGAGAUGGACCAGGGCUGGCAGACACCCGUGCUGUCAGCAGACAAAGAAUUCACUAGGGCAACGUGCACUGACUCAGAGCAGAACCCCAGCCUGGAUCAAGAGGACAGCCAGAGGGACAGUGCCUCCCCAGACCCAGGGGAAGGCCUGGGUCUCAGGCCAGAGUCUUUCCAACAGGCCCCCAGAGAGGCACGAUGGGACCAAGGCAUAGAGAGAUGCUGGGCCACUUCCUUGAUGCAUCCUCGGGAUUGCUACCCUCAUUUAUGCAGACUUCACCAAGAAAUGGAGGCAUCAGCACUGGCUACCUCUUUGGAAAAGGACCUAGGCAAAAUUCCUAUUCAGUUUGUGAUAUCAGGAGACUUGAAAGUGAUGGUGAGGAAGGUGACAUGUACUAUCCACCUGAAGCCCCUUCUCCCACCUUGGAGGAUGAAGUGUACCUUACCAUCAAUUCUACAAUGGAAGACCAGCUACCCUGUGGAGAAUGUCUGGAGGCAGAUUCGGGGACCAUUCCCCUACCACAGUUCUGCUCUUGGGGUACUUUCUCAGAGUCUUUACCUCCGGAAGAAUCCUGUGAUAGCGAGGGCGAGUGGGAAGACCUCGAGGAGGCUGAGAACCAGAUGAUGGCACCCUCAGGUGAACAGAGAAAGUUGGACCACUUCCUGAGCCUGAACCCAAGGGUUUCUGCAUGGACAUCCUUCUGACUGUGAUCACAUGGAGGAGCCCUCAUUUGCUGGUCUGGAGAAUGUACCCACAGACUCCACAAUCAGGAAAGAAGCCCGUGGGUCCCUGAGAAGGUUAUGUGGAAUGGAAGAGACCUCUGGCCCAGUUGAUAGAAGUAACUUCCAAAAGAUCAUGCCUGUCACCUCUAAAACUCAUUUGAAUUGUGGUUGACCCCUGUUUAGUUUGGCAGUUUAUGUUGAAUAAAUCUCUGUGUGUGCGUGUGUAUGCAUGUGCCUGUGUGUGUGUGUGUGUGUAUGCAUGUGUGCACAUGGGGUUUCCCUUUGUAAAAGGAUUUGAGAAUCAGCCUUCUACACCAAGAUAAGCCGGGAUGGGAUGAGGUCUUGCUGGUGCACUGGUUCAUACUUUCUGGGAUAGAUGCCUUGUUCCAGUUUGCACUCUUGGGUUUUCCCUUACUUGAAGGAGUUUCCAUAGUUUUCAAAGUGCUCCAGUUCCCUCAAAGGAAUCUGCUGAGAGACAUGGCUCAAAGGCCAGGGGAGUGAUGUGUUUUGUCAUCUUUCUGUGCUCUUCCUAUGCAACUCCAAAUGGUUAUAAGUUAUUUUAAAAUCAUUUCCUUUUUUGGGAUCCGAUUCUAAAAAGUACAUGAAAGAAAAAUAAGAUGGGAUACAACCACUACUAUAACAAACAAUUGAAAAGCUAAAACUUGGGAUUAUCAAGUAUAUAAAAAAAAUAGAGCCUGUGGACCACCAUGUGAGGCAAGGAACACUUUCAGUGAUAUAUAAUGCGGGAUGCAUGGUAGUCAGUAUCUUAAUGGGGGGAGGGAGGCCAGCUUCAUAGAUAGAACUAGAAUAGCUGAAAAAGAGGAUUUAGGUUUAAAAAUUCACUUCACCUACUAAAAUUAUAUACAGCUGAUUAAAUAAAAAAAACAACAUCAAAAGACUGGUAGAAAAUAGACUUUAGUUUUAUCAGAUCUACAGAAGAGUAAUAAACUUCCUCUGGCUGCCAGCGAUAGAUAAAAAACACGACAAAAAAGAACAACAAAGUUGAUAAUAUUGAAAAAGUCAAAACUUCUGUAUAGUAACAAUGCCAAAAUUCAUGUAAAAAUAGGGGCAAUGGAUUGGGAAAACAUUUACAUAAUCGGGAAUAGAGAUUAAUAUCUAUAAUAUUUAGAAAGUCCAUUAUAAUUUAUAAUAUAUUCAUAAAGGAUUUCAAUAGACAAUGUAUGCAAUAGAAAUACAAAUGAGAGAUGAAUACAUAUUCUAAUACAAAUAGAAUGUAUUAAUUUGCAUCCAUCCCAUUCACAAAAUUUUAAAAAAUACUAUCCAAUUUUGGCAAAAUUUGGUGAAGCUUGUACUCUCAGAAAUAUCAAAAGCCAUAACGAUGCUUAUGCCCAAUGACCUAACAAUGCUAUUCCUGAGAAUUUACCCCAAAGAAAUAAUUCAAAUAAUUCAAAAUAAGAAAAUAUCCAAGUAUUUUAAGAUGUUCAUCUCAGCUUUCUUGAUAAAAACAAGUUGAAAUGGCUGAAAUGCCUUAGAACAUUGUAAUAUUUAAAACAGUUUUGUAUAGUAAAAAAUGAACAGAAUAGAAUAGAAAUGGUAAUGGAGUGAAAUACAGUAAUAUUAAAGACAACAUGGCAAAAAAAGACAGUUACGUACAGUUGCAUCAUAAUGGGAUAUUAAGCAGCCAAGAAAACAAUAAAAGAAAUACAAAAAAGUCACAGUUUAGAAAAGUACUUGAUAUAAUAACUCAAAACUGUGUGAUAACUGAUUAAAGCAACAAAAAAGCACACACACACACAGAGAAGUACCAUGAAUAGAAGGGAAGUUGCAGGAAAAGAAAUCACCCAGUGUUUGGGUGAUGGGAUUAGGAGAACAUACUUGAUUUUGUUAAAAAUGUCUUUACCUUUGUAUAUUUAUUGCUUACAUAAUAAGUUUUGCACUGAGAAUAAAGAGGUUGAAAUAGCAAAGAGGGAGGGAGAGAGAAUAAAAACAUUGACAAAGGUUUAAAGAAGCCUGUGCUCCGAAGUUUAAUUUAUGAACUUUUCUCUAUGUACCUUUAUUUCUAAUUUCCUGUUUUCGGUCUAAUGGGAGAGUCUUAUAGGUUAUUUGCCCCAUUCUUCCGUUAAUGAAAAAGAAGUUUCCCGCCGUCUGAGCAGUCUUGUUUCCAGUGCUCUCAGGGAGGGCGAAGUCAGCUUCCUCGGUGCCCUAUUACACAGUUUCACAGGCCUCAUGGUUAGAGAAUUAAUUAAGCAUGCAAUACAGUGAACAAAUAACCAUAUUCACCACUUUGCAACUGCGUGCACUCUGCUGAACUCUGGUUAAUUAUUUCCUUUUUGGAAAAGAAAUGGGUGGUUACAGGUUCAAAAUGAAUCUAGUCCUUCUCCUUAUAGGAAGGGACCUCCGCCCUCUCCCCAGGCCUGUUUGUUUAUUUUGAGCUAUAUCUCAUGAAAGCCAUGUUCCUUCGUCUUAGGUAGACUUGACUGCAUCUGCCACUUGCUUUGUUUCAGGGCAAAUGUCAGAAAGAACAGCACGGUCCUAAGGGACAAGGCUCAUUGCUGCAAAAUGUAAUGGCCCAAACCUGGAAAUAAUCCAGAUGCCCUUCAAGCAAGCAAAUGGUUAAAUAAACUUGGGUAUAUCCAGAAGAGUGAACUACUGAUACGCUCUUGGAUGGAUCUCUGGAGAAUUAUGCUGAGAAAAAGUCAAUUGUUAAAGUCUGCACAGUAUGAUUCCAUUUAUAUAACAUUCUUUUUUUUUUUUCUUCAUCUUUUUGUAGGG